Molecule: messenger RNA, 2403 nt
Organism: Equus quagga
Lineage: Eukaryota; Metazoa; Chordata; Mammalia; Perissodactyla; Equidae
Gene: DPP10
Product: dipeptidyl peptidase like 10
Exons: 26
Coding region: 1-2403 (800 amino acids)
Biological process (GO): proteolysis
Molecular function (GO): serine-type peptidase activity; dipeptidyl-peptidase activity
Source: RefSeq, a predicted model, not a curated record
AUGACAGCCAUGAAGCAGGACCAGCAGCCCACCCCGGGGGCCAGGGCGAGCCAGGCGCAGCCGGCGGACCAGGAACUGGGAAGUAACAGCCCUCCACAGAGAAACUGGAAGGGAAUUGCUAUUGCCCUGCUGGUGAUUUUAGUUGUAUGCUCACUCAUCACUAUGUCAGUCAUCCUCUUAACCCCAGAUGAACUCACAAAUUCAUCAGAAAGCAGACUGUCUUUAGAAGACCUCUUCAGGAAAGACUUUGUGCUUCAUGAUCCAGAAGCUCGAUGGAUCAAUGAUACAGAUGUGGUGUAUAAAAGCGAGAAUGGACAUGUCAUUAAACUGAAUAUAGAAACAAAUGAUACCACAUUAUUAUUGGAAAACACAACUUUUGUAACUUUCAAAGCAUCAAGAUAUUCAGUUUCACCAGAUUUAAAAUAUGUUCUUCUUGCCUAUGAUGUCAAACAGAUUUUUCAUUAUUCCUAUACUGCUUCAUAUGUGAUUUACAACAUACACACAAGGGAAGUUUGGGAGUUAAACCCCCCAGAAGUGGAGGACUCCGUCUUGCAGUAUGCGGCCUGGGGAGUGCAAGGGCAGCAGCUGAUUUAUAUUUUUGAAAAUAAUAUCUACUAUCAACCUGAUAUAAAGAGCAGUUCAUUGCGACUGACAUCUUCUGGAAAAGAAGGAAUUAUUUUUAAUGGGAUUGCUGACUGGUUAUAUGAAGAGGAACUUCUACAUUCUCACAUCGCCCACUGGUGGUCACCAGAUGGAGAAAGGCUUGCCUUCCUGAUGAUAAAUGACUCGUUGGUGCCUAACAUGGUUAUCCCUCGGUUUACUGGAGCAUUGUAUCCCAAAGGAAAGCAAUAUCCAUACCCUAAGGCAGGUCAAGUGAACCCAACAAUCAAAUUAUAUGUUGUAAACCUAUAUGGACCGACUCAUACUUUGGAACUCAUGCCACCUGACAGCUUUAAAUCAAGAGAAUACUAUAUCACUAUGGUUAAAUGGGUAAGCAAUACCAAGACGGUGGUCAGAUGGUUAAACCGGCCUCAGAACAUCUCCGUCCUCACAGUCUGUGAGACCACUACUGGUGCUUGUAGUAGAAAAUACGAGAUGACAUCAGAUACAUGGCUCUCUAAACAGAAUGAGGAGCCUGUGUUUUCUAGAGAUGGCAGCAAAUUCUUUAUGACAGUUCCUGUUAAGCAAGGGGGCCGUGGAGAAUUUCACCACAUAGCUAUGUUCCUGGUCCAGAGUAAAAGUGAGCAAAUUACUGUGCGGCAUCUGACAUCAGGAAACUGGGAAGUGAUAAAGAUCUUGGCAUACGAUGAAGCGACGCAAAAAAUUUACUUUCUGAGCACGGAGACUUCUCCCAGAGGGAGGCAGCUGUACAGUGCUUCUACUGAAGGAUUAUUGAAUCGUCAAUGCAUUUCAUGUAAUUUUAUGAAAGAACAAUGUACAUAUUUUGGUGCCAGUUUUAGUCCCAUGAAUCAACAUUUCAUAUUAUUCUGUAAAGGUCCAGGGGUCCCUAUGGUCAGCCUACAUAGCACGGACAAUCCAGCAAAAUAUUUUAUAUUGGAAAGCAAUUCUAUGCUGAAGGAAGCUAUCCUCAAGAAGAAGAUAGUAAAGUCAGAAAUUAAAAUGCUUCAUAUUGACGACUAUGAACUUCCUUUACAGUUGUCCUUUCCCAAAGAUUUUACGGACCGAAACCAGUAUGCUCUUCUGUUAAUAAUGGAUGAAGAACCAGGAGGCCAGCUGGUUACAGAUAAAUUCCAUAUUGACUGGGAUUCAGUACUUGUCGACACAGAUAACGUCAUCCUAGCACGAUUUGAUGGUAGAGGAAGUGGAUUCCAGGGCCUGAAAAUUUUGCAGGAGAUCCAUCGAAGGUUAGGUUCAGUGGAAGUAAAGGACCAAAUAGCAGCUGUGAAAUUUCUAUUGAAACAGCCAUACAUUGACUCCAAAAGAUUAAGCAUUUUUGGAAAGGGAUAUGGUGGCUACAUUGCGUCAAUGAUCUUAAAAUCAGAUGAAAAGCUUUUUAAAUGUGGAUCAGUGAUUGCGCCCAUCACAGACUUGAAGUUGUAUGCCUCAGCUUUCUCUGAAAGAUACCUUGGUAUGCCAUCUAAAGAAGAAAGCACGUACCAGGCAUCCAGUGUGCUACAUAAUAUUCAUGGCUUAAAAGAAGAAAAUAUAUUAAUAAUUCAUGGGACUGCCGACACAAAAGUUCAUUUCCAGCAUUCAGCAGAAUUAAUCAAACACCUAAUAAAAGCUGGAGUGAAUUAUACUAUGCAGGUCUACCCGGAUGAAGGUCAUAACGUAUCUGAGAAGAGCAAGUAUCAUCUCUACAGUACAAUUCUCAGAUUCUUCAGUGAUUGUUUAAAGGAAGAAAUAUCUGUGUUACCACAGGAACCAGAAGAAGAUGAAUAA